GCAUGUAUCUUUGUGAAAGACGGACGGCUGAUGAAGACAUUUUAAAAUAUACACAUAGCUAACUGCUAACUGGGCUCGCGAAGGUGCGAGCGCACUGCGCCAAAAGACGUUCACAUUAUUCCAAGUUGUAAAGAAGUAAGGUACAUUUAGGAGCACAUUGUCAAUGUAUCGUCAAUCAAAAGAGGCAACAAAAUACCGAAGAUGUUGAUCAAUCCGACUCUGGGAAAAGAAUAAUAAAACUAACCCCGCGCAGGUGAGCUCCUGUCCAGGCACAUUGGUCCAUGUUUGUUGGACCUUUGGGCUCUGGGCUCAUUUAGCAUGAAGAUGGCUGACUCGGACAAGGCCGAGGAAUUUGUGGAUGCAGAGUGCCUUGAUGAGGCACUAUCAGCGACCGGCUCUGUUCAGGACGAGCAUCUAAAAUCAGAGGCCACCACCAGUACCAGCUCACCGCCGAGGGACAAGGAGGCAGACAGCCCCUUGAAUACGGAGGGUGAGCAGAGUCUCCUCUCGAUGCCGUGCCUCAUGAAGGAGCUCCGCCGAGACUCCCCAGAGUCCCAGCAUGCCUCCACGGGGAGCGACAAGCCAGUGUCUGGUCAUAUCUAUGAAAGUGACUCCUCAAACAACUGCAUGCUCUCGCCGUCAUCCAGUGGCCACCUCGCUGACUCAGACACACUCUCCUCGGGGGAAGACGGCGCUGCUCCUCCCAACCGUAAAGAGGAAGAGGGCAGCAUGGAAGCUGCGAAUGAUUGUGGGCAGACGUCAGGAAGGCAAUCGUCGUCUACAGGUGGGAGGAAGUCCCGGCGGUCACGCUCAGAGAGCGAGACGACGCCUAAUGCAAUGGCCGCAAAGAAAAAUCGCUGCCAGCCCGCCUUGGUAGCAGCCGGAGGGCAAGAAAAACAAACCAACGGCAAGCUGGCAAAGGUGAAAGGUCACCGUAGCCAGAAACACAAGGAGAGGAUGCGUUUGCUGCGGCAAAAGCGUGAGGCAGCGGCGCGGAAGAAGUAUAACCUGCUGCAGGACAGCAGUACGAGUGACAGCGAGCUGACGUGCGACUCCAGCACCAGCUCCUCUGAGGACGAGGAUGACGACACUUCAGGGGGCAGCAAGACAAUCAAGACGGAUAUUUCAGCUGGCUUCAGACGUGCAUCGGAGAGAUCCAGAGUGGGCGCCCAGAUUCAUGGGCUGCUGGACACCAGCUCGUGGGACAGGAACGGCAUCGGCAGUGUUCUGGAGGAGGCCAUGACGCGAUUUGCUGUGAUGCAGCGUCAGACUGAGGAGCGCUUCCGCGUCUGGAUGGAAAAGCUCGCACACCUCGACUCGGACAACGACUCGUCCAAACGCUCAAGUGACGCCCCGGAGGGGCCGCAGCAGCAGCGCCCCUCCCAGGGGAGGCGCCCGUCCAGUUCCUUUUUGCCGUCGUCAGAGUCUUCGGAGACUAUGGCUGCCUACGUGUUGGCGCGGGAGAACAACAGCCUCCCCUCCACCCCCAUAAACAACAACAACAACAUCACCCUCCCCGAAGCGGUCACUCAGAAUGGAAAUCUAGCUGCUCCGGACCCUGGUCUCUUGAAUGUUUAGGUUUCACUUGCAAAGCGCAAGAGUAGAGCUAGUUGACGCAGAGUAGCACGGCGAUGGGUAUUAAUAGGUUAGCGAUGUGAGGCCCCUGAACGGAUACGCCAUCGACAGCAGCUGGGCCUGCGCCGGCCUCGGGACCGUGACUCCGUGCCGACCGGAGGCCCGGCGUGUCUCCCGCCACUCAAUCACUGUGAGAUUUGACAUUCAGAAUAAUUCAGCUCCUGCAGCAUGUGUGCCACGGCCACGGGGGGAGAGGGGGGGGGGUGGGGGGGGGCACACGUCUCAGCAGCCCGUCCAGUCAGGGCUCUCAUCCAUCCGCGCGUCACGCGGCUCGUUUUGUGUGCGUUUGUGUGCCGGCUGCACACAAACGCACACGGAAGCUGAUCGUGUCGUUAGUUCAGACUGUGCAUUACAGCACCUGUGGGGCGGCGGGGUGGGGGGGGCUGCUGCUUAAUAGCAUGUGCCUUGUCAUUCUGACUCCCUGCCGGGAAUGCUAGCUGUGGCAUCGUAGUACUAUCUAUCUCUCUCUAGUUAUUCAGUCACACUCUUUUCUCCCGAACUAUGUUUGCACUUUGCUUAGAAAUGGUCGAGGGUCUUGGGACAACCUGUUAGUUUUGGUGUUAUAGCUUUACAUAACAUAACAACAUGCCUGAAAAAUAUAAACAAUAUACUAAUCCACACCCUCGUUGCUUUUUAAUACCCUGUGACAUUAGUGUUUACAUUUUGUACGGUUUCUGUUACAUUCGCUGCUAACGCUGCCUUUGUGCAGUAACUAGUGAGGGAGGAAUGACUGUGUUUAUUUUUAGCUGCCUGUGUACAGGUUGUGGACAUCAGAAACGGGCUCCUAAGUUGUGGCUGCAGUGUCGAGAGCCUCCCAUCUUCACUUGUGUAAUCUCCGCCUAGUUAAUUGUCUCUCUGCACUGGUCGGCCAGCUCGACUUCAAACUGAAAACCCACGAGAGCAGUCCGACAGCCGCUUUCGGUGCAUGGCAGUGUUUACGGAUUUCCUAAAGAAUGACGGACUGAUCUGAGCAAUCAAGUGGCCUUCUUUGGUUCAGAUGCUGUGGUGUUUGAGGUGGAAACAUUCAACAAUCCUCAAACUUCUUUUACUCAUGUACAAGACCACCGUGUCGGCUCGUAACACUGACAUGGGGGAAGGAAUCUUUAGCCCAAUUAUAUUUCUAGUUAGGAUGUUUAAAAAAAAAAGAAGUGUUAUUUUCUCUAUGUAUAUGUAUAUGUAGCCCUAUGUGAGUUUUACAAAACGCUGGCAGCAUCGUUUCCCCACCUGUUUGCAUGUGUUUAUAUUAGUGAAUAGAAUGUGCAAGGCCAAACUGGUUUCAUCAGCAGCAUGUGUGCAAGGUUUAGCUUUGCUCAUGCUGAUAAAUGGUGACUGACUGAACAUGUUUAACUAUUUGGUUGUUUUCUCUUGGCAUCACUGUUUUUUUUUGAAAGUGUGUGAAUAGAGUUGUUUUUUGGUUGGUAGUGAACUAUGGCUUACAUUGGGGUUUAAAUACAUCCAACCACCGCUGUUCUGCAUUCGUUAAGAUUGAAACAACCCUUUAAAUCAGCCGCUUCGUCGACAUAGUAAAGGGAACCUCCUACGAUCACAAACUGUGCAUUAAAAACCACACUAAGGACAGUCCACCGUUUACCAAAGAGACUCUCCUUGUUUACUCUGGUCCCCUUUUUCUACCUUUUGAAUACAUGGCCUUUACAUCGGCGCGCCCCGGGUUGCUAUGGCAACUCCGGGUAACCUGCCCACUCCAGGCCCCAAUCGGCUAUUCACGGGCGGUGGGUCUCUCACAGAACGCACUGUCCAGACGAACCCCCCCGCCCCCCUUCACACAGACACGCACAAACACGUGUGGCUGAUAGCAGUGUGACUGUGUGCGUCUCUCACAGGGUAGAACAAAGAUACACGUUUCCGCUCUUCCACCGAUUUAUUCUAUUCUGUUUGGCUCUCGCUGCGCCACCACUUUUCAUCAACGGAGUAUGACGGUUUUGAAGUGUUUUGUAAUGACUGUAUUCUUGUGUAGUUUUUAUGUGAAUGGCUGUUAUUUUAAAAGCAAUAAAUGCAGAGAAAAAGAAAUCCAGAGGGUUUACUCUUUUACUCUUUGAAUACACACGUCGCUAGUAUUGCUUUGUGAUGACAGUUACAAUUUUUUUUUUAUAUAUGUUUAGAUCUCACAGAAGAACCAGUGCCAGUCAAAAAGUAAAAGGACUAAAUGUUCAUUUUGUUUAAAAAAACCCUUUGGACGCAGCGUCCGGUUUUGUUUUUCCGGGCGCAUGAUUUGAAUAAUGAAGUGUUUUCUUUGUUCU
Messenger RNA from Pungitius pungitius (ninespine stickleback), 3893 nucleotides. RefSeq names its product arkadia (rnf111) N-terminal like PKA signaling regulator 2n (gene ark2n). NCBI's taxonomy places the organism in Eukaryota, Metazoa, Chordata, Actinopteri, Perciformes, Gasterosteidae. The coding region runs from base 319 to 1578 and encodes 419 amino acids. The record is from RefSeq and is a predicted model, not a curated record. The transcript is spliced from 3 exons.